Messenger RNA from Amphimedon queenslandica, 765 nucleotides. RefSeq names its product signal peptide, CUB and EGF-like domain-containing protein 2. The coding region runs from base 1 to 765 and encodes 254 amino acids. Lineage: Eukaryota; Metazoa; Porifera; Demospongiae; Haplosclerida; Niphatidae. Gene Ontology annotation, molecular function: calcium ion binding. The transcript has 6 exons. The record is from RefSeq and is a predicted model, not a curated record.
AUGCAUCAUCUGUUAUAUUAUAUUAAUGAGUGUACUAACGGCAAUGUUACAAUUGGUAUUCCACUAAUAAAUGGCAGUGGAAGUGAAUUAGACUUAAUUGUACCAACUGAUGACUGGUGUGAGCAGUUAUGUAUUAACAGACCAGGAACUUACUUGUGUGGCUGUCAUGAUGGAUAUUUGAUAGAUACAGACAAUCAAACAUGUACAGAUAUUAAUGAGUGCCUUAAUGAUAAUGGUGGCUGCAGUCAUACUUGUACCAACACUCUGGGAUCAUAUAACUGCUCCUGCUAUGAUGGAUAUCUAUUAUUAGAGGAUCACUCCACCUGCAUAGAUCAUUGUGAAUGUUGUACUGGUGAUGAUGAUUGCCAGCACACAUGUCAUAAUACAAUUGGAAGCUAUUAUUGUACAUGCUUGUCAGGAUAUAGAGUUUCUGCAACUAAUUCAAGUGCAUGCGAAGAUAUUGAUGAAUGCAUGGAAAGUAGUUCAAAUUGUAGUCAGAUAUGUAUAAAUGAGCCAGGGAGCUACAACUGUUCAUGUUUAAAUGGAUACAUUCUACUUUAUGAUGAUUAUACAUGUGAAGAUAUUGAUGAAUGUGAGGAUGACAAUGGAGGAUGUGAAGUGUACUGUACCAAUACUAAUGGUUCAUAUUACUGUGGCUGUGAUAAAGGUUACUAUGUUAGCUAUAACUACUCAUGUAAAGGUAAUGAUACAUGGUUUUUGAUAAUAAAUUUGACUCGGCAGUCGGCAUCAACUUGGUUCAAAUAA